This is a messenger RNA of Chelmon rostratus (copperband butterflyfish), 657 nucleotides long. Its product is annotated as histone H3-like. The coding region runs from base 1 to 657 and encodes 218 amino acids. Gene Ontology annotation, molecular function: protein heterodimerization activity; structural constituent of chromatin; DNA binding. NCBI's taxonomy places the organism in Eukaryota, Metazoa, Chordata, Actinopteri, Chaetodontiformes, Chaetodontidae. Gene Ontology annotation, cellular component: nucleosome. The transcript is spliced from 2 exons. The record is from RefSeq and is a predicted model, not a curated record.
AUGGCAAGAACCAAGCAGACCGCUCGUAAGUCUACUGGAGGCAAAGCCCCGAGGAAGCAGCUGGCCACCAAGGCAGCCCGUAAGAGCGCCCCUGCCACCGGCGGCGUCAAGAAGCCUCAUCGCUACAGGCCCGGUACCGUGGCUCUGAGAGAGAUCCGUCGCUACCAGAAAUCCACCGAGCUGCUCAUCCGCAAGCUGCCCUUCCAGCGCCUGGUCCGAGAGAUCGCUCAGGAUUUCAAGACCGACCUGCGCUUCCAGAGCUCCGCCGUCAUGGCUCUGCAGGAGGCUAGCGAGGCUUACCUGGUCGGCCUCUUCGAGGACACCAACCUUAUCGACAUAACAACGAUGAGUGGUAGAGGAAAGGGAGGCAAAGGACUCGGUAAAGGAGGCGCCAAGCGUCACCGUAAAGUUCUCCGUGAUAACAUCCAGGGAAUCACCAAGCCCGCUAUCCGCCGUCUGGCUCGCCGUGGUGGCGUGAAGCGUAUCUCCGGUCUGAUCUACGAGGAGACCCGCGGUGUGCUCAAAGUUUUCCUGGAGAAUGUCAUCCGUGAUGCCGUCACCUACACCGAGCACGCCAAGAGGAAGACCGUCACCGCCAUGGAUGUGGUGUAUGCUCUGAAGAGACAGGGCCGCACUCUGUACGGCUUCGGCGGUUAG